This is a messenger RNA of Rhea pennata, 1398 nucleotides long. It is a transcript of the gene TMEM51, whose product is annotated as transmembrane protein 51. The coding region runs from base 1 to 753 and encodes 250 amino acids. The record is from RefSeq and is a predicted model, not a curated record. The transcript has 2 exons. Lineage: Eukaryota; Metazoa; Chordata; Aves; Rheiformes; Rheidae.
AUGGCCCAGUCGCGGGCGAACGGCUCGCACUACGCCCUUACGGCGAUAGGGCUGGGGAUGCUUGUCCUCGGGAUCAUCAUGGCAGUGUGGAACCUUGUUCCUGGCUUCGGCCAGGCCGAUAAACCCACAGCUCACGCAGGAAACAGCAGCAAGCCUGACCGUGGCGGCGGAGGCAUUUUGAAGAGCAAGACCUUUUCCGUGGCCUAUGUUUUGGUCGGGGCUGGAGUACUGCUGCUUUUGCUUUCCAUCUGUUUGAAUAUCCGGGACAAGAAGAGGCAAAGCGAAGAUAUUACUAGGAUCCAGCACCAACCAUCAGCAGAGCCUUCGCACCAGGAGGACAGCCAAGAAGAGGACGAAGAGGUGUCUUCCCGGUACUACGUCCCCAGCUACGAGGAAGUUAUGAACUCGGGCUAUUCUGAGCCCAGAGACUCGGAUAGGGGCAACAGGAUCAGCGUGUCGUUGCCCUCCUACGAAUCUCUAACAGGGAUCGACGAGAGCGUGCCAGCGCCGGGCGCCACCGGCACAGAGCCCGGCGUGGAGCGGCAGCCCAGCCGGCAGAGCUCACGCUUGAGCAAGCGCCUGAAACCGCUCAAAGUCCGGAGAAUCAAGUCCGAGAAGCUGCACCUAAAGGACAUCCGGCUAAACCUCGCCGACGGGAACAGCGCGGGCCCUAUAACGAUAGAGCCGCUCACCCCUCCGCCCAAGUACGAAGAGAUUCAGGAGAAAGCACCAGAGAGCCGGCAAAUGACUUAGGCAAAACAAACAAAACCUAGGAUUUUCCUGAUGCAAACACGAGAGAGGCUUGAUCUCUCGGCACAGAAGAAUUUAGCACUUCCGAAAGCUGAAAUAGCAAGGAAAUGAUAGCUGUUUACCUCCGUAUCCCAUGGACGGGACAAGCUUUCCCAGGGACGGUCUUUCAUGAAAUACCGCGGGGGAGAAAAAACUGAAUGCAAAUAACUCUGCUACUCUGAAGUAAAUGAAGGCUGGAAGUACUGAAUAUAUAUGUUGGUUUGUUCUAAAUUAAGUACUGCCUAAUACGUCCUCUCGUCUCUUCUCUCCCUUGUCCCAAACAGGAAUUUUCUAAGCCACAAAACUGGUAUUUAGCAAGAAUUUCACGAGUGGAAAAGGGAAACAUCUUUGUCUUUUCUUUCUGUUUUCUCUUUUGUGUCUUGUGCCCCGAUACGAAGGGACAGUCCGUUUGAGGCAAGCCGAUAAAUUCAGUGGGUUGGCGACUAUGUUAGUGUACCUCUGCCAAAAGGCCUUCGAGAUGUUCUGGUUUAAACUCCUGUUGGAUAUGCUGCGCAAGCAGACCUUUUCUAAAUGAAUAUUUUGUACGUUGUGUUUGUGUGUGUGUGCGCGCGCUUGCGCGUAGCUCGCCGUUCUCGCCGGCUUUAAGCA